GUUCAGCAGACAUGGCGGCGUACAGGAGCAGGACCUCAGAGGCUGUGCAGAGACUGCUGUUCUCUGUAAAGUUUGCCUCAUUCCAGUCCAGAUGCUGCACGCAGGCCUGUAAGGCACAUUACAGCACUGUCCAUGAUCCCAGUGAAAAGACCUUCGAUAAGAUCCUCAUCGCCAACAGAGGAGAGAUUGCCUGCCGGGUAAUGAAGACGUGCAGGAAGAUGGGUAUCAGGACGGUAGCCGUGCACAGUGACGUGGACGCCAGCGCUGUCCACGUGAAGAUGGCUGACGAGGCAGUGUGUGUGGGUCCUGCUCCGACCAGCAAGAGCUACCUCAACAUGGACGCCAUCAUGGAUGCCGUCACAUCAACCGGAUCGCAGGCGGUUCAUCCUGGCUACGGCUUUCUGUCUGAAAACAAAGAGUUUGCCAGGCGACUGGCUGCAGAGGGGGUGACCUUCAUUGGCCCGGACACUCAUGCUAUCGAGGCCAUGGGAGAUAAGAUCCAGAGCAAGCUAAUUGCUAAGGCUGCCAAGGUCAACACCAUACCAGGGUUCGACGGGGUGGUCAAGACCACCGAGGAAGCUGUGAAGAUCGCACAGGACAUCGGUUACCCAGUGAUGAUCAAAGCAUCUGCAGGAGGAGGAGGAAAAGGAAUGAGGAUCUCCUGGAAUGAUGAAGAGACCAGGGAAGGUUUCCGGUUCUCAUCUCAGGAGGCGGCCUCCAGCUUUGGAGACGACCGGCUGCUGAUUGAGAAGUACAUCGACAACCCGAGACACAUAGAGCUACAGGUGUUGGCUGAUAAACAUGGUAAUGCUCUGUGGCUGAAUGAAAGAGAAUGUUCUAUCCAGAGGAGGAACCAGAAGGUUGUAGAAGAAGCUCCGAGUACGUUUCUGGAUUCAGCUACACGUCGGGCGAUGGGUGAACAGGCGGUGCAGCUAGCUAAAGCUGUUCAGUAUUCAUCGGCUGGCACUGUGGAAUUCCUUGUUGACUCCCAGAAAAACUUCUACUUCCUGGAGAUGAACACCCGGCUACAGGUGGAGCAUCCCAUCACGGAGUGUAUUACGGGCUUGGAUCUUGUUCAGCAGAUGAUCCGUGUGGCCAAAGGAUAUCCUCUCCAGCACAGACAGGAAGACAUCCCCAUCAAUGGCUGGGCCAUAGAGAGUCGUGUGUAUGCCGAGGACCCCUACAAGUCCUUUGGUCUUCCUUCUAUUGGGCGGCUGACUCGAUAUAAAGAACCCCUUCACCUCAAGGAUGUGAGAGUAGACAGCGGCAUCCAGGAAGGCAGUGACAUCAGUAUCUACUAUGACCCCAUGAUCUCCAAGCUUGUCACCUAUGGUGCUACACGGGCGGAGGCACUGGCCAAGAUGGAGGAUGCCCUGGAUAACUACGUCAUCAGAGGCGUGGCUCACAACAUCCCUCUGCUGCGAGAGAUCAUUACACACCCUCGCUUCAUCUCUGGGGACAUCAGCACCAACUUCCUGCCUGAGGUUUACCCCGAUGGGUUCAAAGGUCACCAGCUGAGUGUGGAGGGGCAGAGGGAAUUGAUCGCCUCAGCUGCAGCUCUUUACAUCUCCUCUCAGCUCCGCUCUCAUAAAUUUCAAGGCAGUCAGCGAGUUUCCAUCAUGCCACAGGAGCGCCAUCAGUGGGAGCUGUGUGUGGAGCUGGAAAAGGAAUAUCAUACUGUGGCUGUUAAAAGAUCUGGAAAUGUCUACACUGUGGAGGUGGGAGGUGAGGAGGUUGUGGUUAGUGGUGAGUGGAACUUGGCCUCCCAGUUGCUUCCCCUUACCAUCAAUGGCACACAAAGGAUGCUGCAGUCCAUGUCCAGAGAUGCUUCAGGACAGAUCAAUCUGCAAUACCUGGGCACAUCGUUUCAAGUGCGUGUGCUGCCCAGACUGGCUGUUGAGUUGAGCUCCUACAUGCCAGAGAAAGUUCCCGAAGACACCAGCAGCAUCCUGAGGUCACCCAUGCCUGGCACAGUGGUAGCUGUUUCUGUCAAGCCUGGGGAUAUGGUGGCAGAGGGUCAGGAGAUUUGUGUGAUUGAAGCCAUGAAGAUGCAGAACAGCAUGGCUGCUGCCAAGACUGCCAAGGUGAAGAGUGUUCACUGUAAGCCUGGAGAGACAGUGGGAGAGGGAGACUUACUGGUUGAACUGGAGUAAAACACGAUAACCAGCACUCCUAUAAGCUUCUCCUACUUGUUCAUGGUGUGUGCGUGUGCGUAUGAGUGUGUGUGUGUGUGUGUGAGAGAGAGAGAGAUGAGGGGAUUCCACAUAUUUGUGGUGACUUUCUUUUUUAAAUAAUGAACUAAUAAAAGGAAAUAUGACUCUAUAA
Molecule: messenger RNA, 2325 nt
Organism: Lampris incognitus (smalleye Pacific opah)
Lineage: Eukaryota; Metazoa; Chordata; Actinopteri; Lampriformes; Lampridae
Gene: pcca
Product: propionyl-CoA carboxylase subunit alpha
Exons: 23
Coding region: 12-2153 (713 amino acids)
Cellular component (GO): mitochondrion
Molecular function (GO): propionyl-CoA carboxylase activity; ATP binding; metal ion binding
Source: RefSeq, a predicted model, not a curated record